Molecule: messenger RNA, 849 nt
Organism: Penicillium psychrosexuale
Lineage: Eukaryota; Fungi; Ascomycota; Eurotiomycetes; Eurotiales; Aspergillaceae
Exons: 6
Biological process (GO): protein phosphorylation; regulation of mRNA processing; spliceosomal complex assembly
Molecular function (GO): ATP binding; protein kinase activity
Source: RefSeq, a predicted model, not a curated record
GAGUCAUUAUCAAGAUACCAACGUGGAGGAUACUAUCUAGUCAACCUCGGAGAUACAUUUAAAGAUGACCGUUACAAGAUAUAUCACAAGUUAGGAUGGGGUGGCUUUUCCACGGUAUGGCUUACGAAAGACAGAGACCGAAAUCAAUGGGUCUCCUUGAAAAUCAUUACCGCAGAUUCGUCGCUACCAGAGCUGGAACAUUUGGUAAAUCUAAUGGCAAAAUUUCGAGGCGAGCUUUCUUCGAACUACAUUGUUCAGCUACUUGAUUCCUUCGUCCACGAAGGCCCCAAUGGGUUAUACCAAUGUCUUGUAUUUAACUUAAUUGGUCCUAUGGGUGCUUCCUCCUCUACAGUUAUUUUCUAUGGAGCAGCUUUCGAUAUUCUUAGAUCCCCAAAAGUUGAGCCGCUGAAACGGAUUGAUAGUAUACCUCUAGGCAAUAAAUUGCGGGCCCAAAUAGUAGAUAAGGAUUAUAAAGACAUUCGGAUCCUCGAUUUCGGAGAGAGUUUCUAUCAAGGAUAUGAACCUCCAAAGCUGGCCCAGCUGUGUUCAUUAAGGGUACCAGAGACGAUUCUUACCGACUGCUUUGACUAUCACGUCGAUUUAUGGCAUACGGGUUACAUGGAAUCGAUUAGGAAGAUACCUAACGAUAAUGAGCCGAAAGAAGAAGUACUGCUAAUUUUGCUCGAAGAUUACGGAACCUCGAAGCUUGAACAGAUGUUUGCUAGUUUAGCACCUGAUCUAACACUCAAACCUCUACUUCGUGUGAUGCAAGGAUUGAUGCGAUUCUUACCGUCUACUCGUCUUACUGCAGAAGAGGCACUUGAUUUGCUAGGUGACGCCCAAGAUUAA